This is a messenger RNA of Cinara cedri, 7263 nucleotides long. The record is from the annotation of a GenBank genome assembly. Lineage: Eukaryota; Metazoa; Arthropoda; Insecta; Hemiptera; Aphididae.
GGAUAGAUCAGAUGGAUCAUUGGGCACAGAAAUUAUCGGACGGGAAUUUAAACAGGCUUCUACGCGAGUCAGUACCGUCUCAUCUCCUCGUACGCGAGUCGGGCCUCGUCUAAUACCUUAUACAAAAGUUUUUCAUUAACCUUUACGGUGGCCUCCCAUAACCCCCCGAAAUGUGGUGAACAAGGCGGUAUGAAUUUCCAUUCGACGCCUUUAUCCACGAGAGCUGUCAAGAUUUCGCCUUGAUGUUCGUUUAACUGGAAUGGCUGGAAUAAUUAUUUAAGUUAUCUUUGCGCACCAACAAAAUUCGUAGCGUUCAGUAUUGACUUCAUCCAAAUUUCCAGCUAUAUCUGGGAUCCAAACACUACUCCAAUAUUGUUACACGGACCAUAUAGGUAUAAUUUAUCAAUAUAAACUUAUUUUACACAUAAAUAUAAAAGUUUCAUGUUAAUUUAUUGUUAAAAGUAUUUAUUUUACUUAUUACACUAUGUAAUACACUAUUAUUAUAUUAUGUAUCUAUCUAUAAUAGUAUAAUAGUAUAACAGUAUGAGUGCCUUGCUGUAUAGUCAACCACUACGAUUACGAGGGAGCAAAAAUGUAUGGUGUUUUUUAUCAUAGAUUGUCCUGUAUUAUCAUAUAUAGUAUUUGCUAAAGCCCAGCAGCCAGUAGCCCACAGGUUGAAAACCACUGCUCGAUGACUAGAUUCCAGAAGUCUAAAAAAUAGCAUCAAAAGUGACAUAGUUACUUAACCAAAAACAGUGUGGUUAAUUUGUAACUUAACUGAACUUAAUUAAAUAAUAAUAAACAUUGUCAAAAGAUUUAUCGAACAAUGCAUUCCAUUUGACGUUUAUAGUAAACUGAAUUACGGGUUUUUACAGGUAAUUAUCUUUAUAUUUCCAAUUUUUUUUCGUUUAUGUUAAUUUAUUUUGAUGGAGAUUAUUCUUAGCAUUUUUUUCUGAUGAUAUUUCAUUAUUAAAUAUUAAGGAAAUUUUAUAAUUUUUUUCCCUCGCCUUUAUUCCAACUAUUAGGCGUCGUUUUAAACUUCUACAUCACAUAUAGUAGCUGUUUUCAUCUUCUCAAUCAUACCCUACCACAUAUUUUUCAGUCUUCCUCUCCACCUCAUUCCUCCUACGUUUAUUUUCGUUACAAUGCAUACUGCUUCAGAUUUAUCUUUCCAAACAAUUCUGAACUAUACAACAUAGUCAGUUUCACCACAUUUUUGUAUAACUUUAAGUUGGAAUUUUCUUGUCACAUACAAACCCUGCCAUUUCUAUACAUUCUAAUCAAACACACUAAACCUUAUAUUUCACAAGUCCAUGAAAACCACUAGUUUUUAUACAAAAGUCCUAGACAUUUAAAACCUAUAACCCCUUAUUUUCAUUAAAAAUCUUGUCUUAUUCCUCUAAACUCAUACUCUGCUUUAUUUCUACUUAUCCUUAGUCCUUUUUCAUCAGGUACUACUCUCCAUUCUUCAUACCUAUUGUUAACUUAUUCCAAAUUUUCUCUUAUCAAAGCUAUAUCAUCUACAAAAAUUAUGGUACCUCCUCUCACCUGUUGACCCCGCGGACAUCUGAGAUAGGACAAUUCAUCAAAGUCUUGUUAAAACUCUUCAUACUGUUAAACAGAAUACAUCAGCUGUCAACUUGAUGCAAACUCAUUUUUUUCCUCUUAUGAUAUGUAGAGAUACCAUGAGAGUAUAUAAUCCUCUCCCACAGGGAGUUUGUUAUUUAUUUAAAUAUGUACUUUAAUCUGUUGUUUAUCUUUACAGUAUUCAACAACACAUAUUAAAAUAGAUAUAUAUAUAUAUAUAUCAUGGAAGAUGACCAAAGCUUUAAAAAUUAUCUACAUAAUUUAAAGUAAGCAAAUGAAAACAUUAAUAUUAUGUAAAAACCAAACAUAAUUGUUUAAGUGGAUACUGGAUCCAAAUUAUAGGACUAUUUGGAAACAAUUAUUACAUGAUGACAGUGGUUUACCUAAGCCUAAUGUAAAAUAAGUAUGAAGUUGUUAGUACCAUCCAUACCUACCGAUUUACACUAUGACAAGGUAGUACACCAUAGCUAGCUGAUAACCAGGUACUGGUUCUUCCAGAUUUUUACAGCACAGAUUAUUUUUUAUUUUAAAAUCUAUGAUUUCAAUAAAAAGAACCUAACCUAACCUUUUUUGAAAAACACUGUUAGUAAAAAUGCUUUAAAUUAUUUUCAUGUAUGGAGUAUUUAGUAUUUACUAUUUUGUUUUGUUUUUUUCUUUUUAACUAUUAAGAAAUAGAUUUUGUUGUGCAAAUUGUUUAGUAUUUUUUUAAAAUUAAAUUAUUCCUUCAAUAUGUCUUAUAUUAACCUAUCUAUUAAUUUAUAAAUAUAUAUUCAAGUUAAAUUUAAUCUUAAUCUAUACAAAUUAAUUGUUUUGUUUUUUAUUUAGACCAAUAAAAGAAGAAUUUAUUUAUGACACUACUUCAUACAAUUCUUUUAAUGAAAAUAAAUCAAUGCAAAUAGAGUGAGUAUUAUAAAUUUAGGAUGAAAAAGUCACAGACAAAAAUUCCAUGAGGUUCAUUAUAAGUUAUACUUGGUGAUACAAAAACAGUUUGCUUUAAUGUAUUAUAAUUAUAUUUUUUUAUAAGCAUUUUAAAUUUUUAAAAACAGCAUUCAAAAAUAUGUAUAACUGAACUUUAUUCCGAAUCGUUUUUUGUUAGCAAUAGUUUGUUGUUGCAUACAGAUAUAAAUUAAAUAACUCUUGUCCCAGUAUCAAUCCCCAUUUUACUUGAAUACACAGCAAUAAUUUAUAAUAUUAGGAAAAUUUUCCAUUUUAUUAUGUUGUAAUAACAAUAAAUUAUAAUAGGUACAUCAGAUAUAUAGUAUUAAAUUGUUUCAGCAAAACAAAAAGAAUAUUUAAAAAACAAAAGCUAAUACUGCGAACACAGGUAUGCUUCUGUUUUUUUGAGAAGAUAGGAUAUACAGAGUUAAAUUUAAUUUAUAUCUGAUGUACGUAACAACAAACCAACUCGUACAACGAGACACCUGUACGGCAUAUUUAGUGUCUUUUUUUAUCUUGUGGCUUUUUUCUCCAAUUAUCGUGUAUUAUGUUACUUUAUUAUCUCUAUAUAUUUUUAGUAUAACUUAUAACUUUAUAAUGUAUAUUUGUAAGUAACAUUUUUAUGUAAUUUUUAUUUGAUAGGUACUCUUUAGAUAAAAUGAUUGGAAUAAACAAAUGUUUGAAAAUUUAACAGAAAGUUACUUAAAUUUUGUACUUUCUGGUGAAUAAAAAAAAAAAAUGUGAGCUUUAUGUAGUAUUUUUAUUAGUAGUUUUUUUUAUAUAAUGUAAUUUUUAUUAUCAAAUUUUAAGAGUUUACGGACAUCUUUAAUCUUUAUGGAGGUAAUUUUAUAAUUUUCUCAACAAAUGUGAAAGAACAGGAAAAUGUACGAAAUGCAUUAGUAAAAUAUUAGUCUUUUUUUUUUUUUUUUUUGUAGAAAACUUGUCAGCAAAUUUUGCUUAAAUUUACAAUGAUGACAUUUUUUUAAAAAGAAAAUCUGACUAGGGAGGUAAUUUUGUUUUAUUUUCUUUAAUAGUUUUUCCUUAUAAAUAAAAAAUAACAUGAGAAUACCGUAAGAAAAAUGAGAAAAUAAGUACAAUAUCAAAAAAAUAUUAAAGAAAAUAUUUAAUGCCUAUGUAAUUAUUUUACCAUAAGACAUAUAUAUAUUGUUGUCAAAGCAACACUAUCAACUGAUCUCUCAGAAUCAUCUUUUCAUAACAGAUAUACAUUAAAUUUCCCCUCUACUAUCUUUCCAACUUUUACAACAGUAGCUGUACCCACAUGUGAAGUUGUCCAGCUUUUUAAUUUUAGAAAAAAAAAAACCUAACUUUAAUAAAUUACCCUAUCAUUGUACUGACCAAUGAAAAAAAAAAUUCAUUAAUUUAUAGUUAAAUACAAAUUUGAUGUAUUAUAUGUGAGACCUAUAAAACCUUUUAAACGUGCAAAUACCCAACUGGUUAACUGAUUUAAAAGAUGGAAUCUAUGUAAUAAUAUAGACCAAACAGUUACCAUUUUAUAUUAAUUAAUUAAUAUGUUGCCUGGAGUAUUAUGAAAUGUGUAUUGUACGACUGAUUUCAAAUUAAAAAUUUAUCAAUUCGUCAGAUAAAAUCACAGUUAAAAAGUAAAACGCAACAGAAUAUGAAAAAAUAAAUGAAGGAAUAUAUCAUAAAAAAAUUGUAUAAAUUGGUCGUUAGACAUGGACAUAAUUUAUUUUAAUAGGAGAGAUUAUUUAAAAUGAGUUAUUAUUAGACAUAGAUAUGUUAAGAAAUAUAAAUUAUUUGGUUAUUAUUUAUUAUCUAAAAUGUAUUGAUAUAAGAUUAUUUUUAAAAUCAGUUUGAACAUUUAAAAUAUUAUUAAAAUAAUUUUUCUUUAUUUCAUUGUGUGUGUGUAAUUCUUUUAAAACUGAAUUAAUAUAUAUGUUAUUUUGGGUACUUAAUAUGUUAAAAUCUAUAUCAGUAUCAAAAGUUAUAUUAUGGUUAUUUUCUAAACCAUGUUUAGCGAUAUUUCAAUUUGGGCCAAUCUUUUUUUUAAAUUUUAUUUCAGAAAUAUGUUCUUUAUAUCUUAUUUUAAAAUUUAUUACAGUUAAAUUUAAGUUUAUAUAUGCAGUCGCGUUUUACUUUUUGAUAUUGUGAUAUUACCUGAUAAUGAAUUUUAAUACAAAACCGAUUGUACAAUACACAUUUCUUAAUAUUCCAGGCAGGUGACGUAUUCAUUCAUUUAUUUAUUUAGGAGUAUUAAUCAUUUAAUUAUAUUAUUAUUUUAUAUAAAUUAUGAUUUACCAAAAAAAUAAAAUUAAAGGAAAAUUGAUAUUAAAAAUUAUACUUCUAGAUUCUGAGCGAGCGAGGAAUGUAUUGAUUUCAUAAUGAUAUAUUUUAUUUUUAUUUUUAACUUUUUUUGUAUUCUUUUUAUGCUAUUAUUUAUUUUAAUGAUUAUUAUAUUUUUCAGAAACAUAUCUAAUCGUAACUUUAAGGAAGUAAAAAAAGAAAUAAAUACCUACAUAAAAAAGGAAAUAGACAUCAUUGAUGGUUUGGUUUAUGAGAGUCAUAUUACUAUUGAAUCAGAACCUGUGGAAUUAAAUUUAUAUAAAAAAUCACAAUUUGAAAAAAAAUAUUUUCAAUGUGCUAAUUGUAGUAACUCAUUUGCUUCAAAAUCAAAUUUGAAAUUCCAUGUGAAAACUCAUAUGCCCAAAAAACUCUACUCAUCUAAAGUAUGUGAUAAACCAUAUUCUAUGGUAUCUGUAUUAAAAAAUUACAAAAAAGUUAAUUGCCCUGAAAGACCAGAUCAAUGUGAUGUGUCCAAGAAGACUUAUACUGCAAAAUCCAACUUAAAGAAGCAUGAACAAAUUCUCUCAGGAAAACAUCCUUAUGAAUGUGAAGAGUGUAAGAAAAAAUUUACUACAAAAUCCAACUUAAAGAGUCAUGAAAGAAUUCAUACAAAAGAAAAACCAUACGAAUGUGACAAGUGUAAGAAGAAAUUUAUUCAAAGAUCCUACUUAACAAGACAUUUAAAAACUCAUGCCGGAAAAAAUUCACAUGAAUGUAAUGUUUGUAACAAGAGAUUUUCUCUAAAAUACACUUUAAUUAAUCAUUUAAGAAUACAUACAGGUGAAAAACCCUAUAAAUGUGAAGAAUGUAAAAAGAAAUUUACUCAAAUAUCCAAUCUAAAGAAACAUAAAAGAACUCAUACAGGAAUAAAGCUUCACCAAUGUAACAUAUGUAACAAAAAAUUUUCUGAAAAAUACCAUUUAAUCGAUCAUCAAAGCACUCAUACUGGAAAAAGGCCUUAUGAAUGUGAUAUUUGUUACAAGAAAUUUUCUAAAACAUAUACUUUAAAGAAUCAUAAAAGGAUUCAUACGGGAGAAAAACCAUAUGAAUGUGACAAGUGUAAGAAGAAAUUUAUUCAAAGAUCCAGCUUAAAAACCCAUUUAAGAACUCAUGCAGGAAAAUAUUCAUAUGUAUGUAAUGUUUGUAACAAGACAUUUUCUUUAAAAAACACUUUAAUUAAUCAUUUAAGAACACAUACAAGUGAAAACCCUUAUGAAUUUGAAGAGUAUAAAAAGAAAUCUACUCAAAUAUUGAACUCCAAGAAGCAUGAAAGAACUCAUACAAGAGUAAAAGAAGAAAUAAAUACGUACAUAAAAAAAGAAAUAGACAUCAUUGAUGGUUUGGUUUAUGAGAGUCAUAUUACUAUUGAAUCAGACCCUGUGGAAUUAAUUUUAUAUAAAGAAUAGCAAUUUGAAGAAAAAUGUUUUAAAUGUGUUAAUUGUAGUAACUCAUUUUCUUCAAAAUCAAGUAUGAAAUUCCAUACGAAAACUCAUAUUGCCAAAAAAAACUCUUAAUCAUCUACAAUAUGUGAUAGAUCAUAUUCUACAUUUUCUGUAUUACAAAAUCACAAAAAAGUUAAUUACCCUGAAAAAUGUGUUCAAAAAAAAAAUUAUAUGAUUCGAUAAGUGUAAGAAGAAAUUUAUUCCAAGAUUCUAACUUAAAAUGACAUGAAAGAACUCAUACAGAAGAAGCCUUAAAAAUGUAAUAUGUGUAAGUAGAUAUUUUGUACAUCUUCCAAUUUACAAAACAAUAUGAGGAAGAUUUCUAUUGAUGUUUAAAAGAUUAUUAUUCUUCUAUUUUUAAUAUUGUAGUCACCUAAGAUUACUAAUAUUUUUUGUCGGGUCUCGUAAAUGGAACUCCAUGUAUUUUUAUAUUUGUUUAUAUUCAGUUUAUAUAAUUAAUAAGUUUACUCUUGUUAUAUUGUAAUCAAUGUUCGAGGUUAUUAUAAUAAAUUAUAGUUCCUGUUUUAGUUUUUGAAUGUUUUAUUUAUAAUUGAUAGUUAUUACCCCUUGGGAUUGGCUAGCAUAAGACGCAGCUGCCCUCGGUAAAGGCAACAUGACUAGCCUGGUAGAGAACUGCUUUUGGUUCCCAAAUGCGCUCUCUCAAAAGACUUAUUAGAUCUGCGUUUGGCGGCAUCCCUCAAAACUAAUUGUGUACAAUACAAGUUGUCGUUCUAAUAUAAGAUUAGACUGACCAAACUUUAUUUAGUUGUUGUCAGAUUAAUUUUUAUAAUCGUAUGUAGUCUGAAUAUUUUGUAUUAUUCUAAUAGUUGUAGCAGAAUUAAGGUCGUUCAGUAAGUUGGGAAAUUCUCUUAAGACGUGCAAAGAUCAAUGAGUCAUAAACGAUUAAACUCACUUGCUCUUUUAUCUAUGGAGAAUUUAUUGGCUUUUCAAAAAUGACAUAUCAUAGUUAUGAUGC